UCAAAUUAAGUUUAAUCAUUAAUGUUAUAGAAUUUUUCUAAUUUUAAUCUUUAAACUCCAUUUUUAAAGCCUUAAUAGCCGUUAACAUGGUAUAUGGAGGCAUUUUUUAAAGGUGUGCAGACUUUAGAAUGAAAGUUUAUGGACACUCUGACCCCAGGUGUCAUGAACCACUGUACUAGGCUAUAGUAGGCUGUCCUCUGUCUCAUUCUUUGAAUUAGCUGUAGCUUCUGAACUAAUCAUUUUAUUAUUAGCUGCCCAGUUUAACUAGACUGCAGACGUGCUUUUUUAACUGACUGUUGCAUUUACUGAAUUUUACAAAAUUAGCCAAAUCCUGGCACAUUUGAAUGGAACUUUUUGUUGGUACACUGGAGAGUUGAUGCUCUUUGUCACAGGAAACCGUGAAUCGACGCCCCCGGUUGACCAAAAUCAGCGCAUCCUAUCGUCUGAUUGCGAACGAGCAAGCUGUCAUAGCUGCUCCGUGCACACCCGGAUCACUGAAAACAACAACAACAACACACUGUCUCUCUUUACGAGGACUUUAAGGCGACACACCGCCGCCUCUUUCUCUGUUUUGUGGGAUGCUCGGGCGCGCAUCGGAGUCACCGCCAUUACAUCAUCUAUUUCCACACAGCCGAACACGAAAUGGGAGGUUUUAAUAUUUAAACGGGAUCCCAGGCAUUUAGCCCGAACAGAAGACGCCCCACUCUUCGGUAAAGACACUGUGAGGAUUAUAAAGUAUGAUGGCGUUUCAAUGAACGGGGAGGAGAGGAGGGGGAGAGGAGGAGAGACGUGCACCGUCAUCAGCAUCUGUCCGCUAGCUCCCUUUGUGUUCACCGGAGAAUGUGAAUGGCGAAAGAUGACAUGGCAGAGGUAGAUUUGGCAUCAAACGGAGCAGAACCCCCCGGUGAGGCCUCCUCGGCGUUUCCCUACGAGGAGUACGAAUGUAAAAUCUGCUACAAUUAUUUCGACCUUGACCGCCGAGCUCCUAAGAUCCUAGAGUGCCUGCACACGUUUUGCGAGGAGUGCCUGAAUACGCUUCACCUCCGGGAGGAGCGGCCAUGGCGCAUCAGCUGCCCUGUCUGUCGCCACCGGACUCCAGUGCCGGAAUAUCGGAUACAAAACCUGCCAAACAACACCAAGGUGACAGAGGAUUUUCCGCUCUACAUCGACUCGGAUCCUCUGCCCCAGGACGCUUUACCGCCCUACCCUCCCCCGCUGCACCCAGCUCUUGUCGCUCUUCGCCGGGAGGAGGCGUCGGGGACGUCCAGCGCCAGCCAGGCGACGCCGUCCACCACCGUGUCCACGGCCACGACCCUCUCCCAGGACUCGGUGCGCUACGACAGCUGUCAGAGCUGCAAGAGAGUGGCGCUGACUACCGGCUGCGUCUGCGUGAUCUUCUCCUUUCUGUCCAUGCUGGUGUUGCUGUUCAUGGGCCUGAUCUUUGUGCACAGUCACAGCAUUCCUCCCUCGCCGGCGGGACCCAUUUGCUUGUCGUUAGCCAGCAUCCUGGCCAUGUUCUCCGUGGUCGUCACAUGGCUCAUCUGCUGGCUCAAAUACAGACCGGACCAUGAGACAGGCCGCUCAUCCGCCACCAGUAAUUCGCGGAGGAACGCCUGAUAGGCUCUCUGACUACUGAUGGAGAUGCUCUGGUGUGGGUGUGUGAUCAUGUACAUAGUAUUGGCAACUGAUAAUCCUGCUCCCUUUACUUCUUUUUUUUUAUAAAUACAUCUUGUCCAAAAUGGCCUUUUAUCAGUAUAGCAAACACCCAAAGGCCUUUAUGCUGUUUGGAGCAAUAGGCCAACAUGACCCUUGAUAAUGUUUUCCUUAAGUCGUGCACUUGAAUUUGCAGUAGGCCCAGUUGACUGGGAAUCCUGAUGAGUGAACUUAAAAUUUAGACCCCAGUGUCUGAGUUGUGGUUGGAUAGUUUGAUGGCUGAAUGUGUAGUGCUAAUGUCCAGGGUUUGAUACCAUCCCUAACCUUAUCCUGCUGACUAAUAUGCAUAUCCCACUCACUGUACCACUCACUGUAUGAUAACUGUCCAUGGUGAUUCACUCUUAUAUCUCAACAAAGCACUAUUGUAUUGUACAAAUAUUUGGCAAUGUUCACUUUGAGGUUUCAGGCAGUAGAGUGGCUUUUAUGGAGGCUUCUAUGUUAUGUGAGAAGCCUCUGACAUAUCAUUUAGUUACAAAGAAUCCACAAUCCAAACUGUAAAUAGUCCACAGAGAAGGAGUGGAUGACCUUCCUGAUCCCUGUGCUUUAACCAGUCCUGCAGGAUGGCACUAUUUACAUUGUCAUAAUGAAAACUCUUCCAGGCAAAGGUCGUACAAAGAAAGCUUCUGAUUUUGACCAUGUGUUUGGCUACUUUUGUGCAUGUUAGACUACUGAAAGGUCAAGGCUUUUUGUUUUUAAUUGUGUACUAGAAGGGACAGUGUUUCCUGAAUUGUGUGCCUCACUUCAUUGCUGAAUGAAGCAAAACUACACUGUAAUCACCGGCCUCCCGCCACUGAUAGCAUCCAGCAGGGAAUUCCUCCUCCUGUCACAUCAUUUACACAUCGGAACUUGAAAAUGGGGUUUCCAAGAUGGAGCACCUUUUUAUACUUAAAAAAUGUGAGGUUUUUGUAUCUGGCUUUGAAGGAAGGUCAAAGAGAGAUGUAUUUAUAGUCUAAGUAUUAAAUAGAAUUCAGGCUUAAGUCCAUCUUCAGCUGCUUCCAUGUUCAAACUCAUUCCUCUGCUUCCCUCAAAGCCACAUACGAGAGUCUAGUGAUAUAUCUUUACAGGUCAGACAUAGUGAAAAAACCUGGAUCUGGUUCCCCAGAGGCUGUCAGGAGCCAUAAUUACCUCUGGAAACCUAAAGAUCCCCAUGAGUUGUAGCUGAGAUUAGAAUCUUCUUUAUACAGUUAAUCCCUUCACAAACUUAAUGCAAAUAUAAAACUUUACCAAGCUAAAAGUUCAUAUAACUAGCUUUAUAUCUUUUUUUUUUAACCUCAGAUGUGCACUGUCAAAACAAAAACACUGAAUUGACUUUUCAGUGAAAUCAGCUUCAGACAAAGCAAUGCAAUCAAAUAAAGCUAAAACUCAAGGGCCUGUAGUGGGCAGACUUCUUAUUAUGAAUGUUACUGUGAACUGUUGGUAAAUUCUGUGUAUGUAAUUCUUGCUACAAUCUAUACAAUUAUUUAUUUCUAAUUCUUGAAUAUGGUUAAAAGUGAUAUUUUAUUUGUGCUGCAGUGUAAAGCCCUCAUACUGACAAAUCUGUUGUGGUCCAUGGAGCAUGUGAAUCGCACUCCUGUGUUAUGUCCCGGCUCCCAGACCUUCCUGACUCUGUUUUAGUGUAGAAUUUGGACAUUAAACCAAGUGCUUGCCCUUGCACAAUCAUGGUAUCCCUACCUCACCGCACGAGGACAAAGCAAAGAACAGUUCUACAUGAUUCUUAACCCCCCACCACAUCCAGUUCGAUUCUAAUGCUUGCUUCAAUCAUUUGGUUCAGUCUUUUCCCAAUUUCUUGAUGAUGCACUUUCACCCUCUUAUUUGACACAAAUAACGGGGUAUACCUUUGACAAAUGUAAGCAUAUUGUAUUUCUUUCAGAGGACCUAGAAGAUGUUGGUUUUUAUGAGAAUCUGUGGUUGUUGUUAAAGUAGAACAUGUAAUUGCACAGAGAAACAUUCUUUAUGUGCUGUUUUACAUACAUAAACACAUUUCAGUAAUAAAGAAAACAUGAAUAAUCGUUGCACUCAUUAUUUGUCUCAGCAGUGAAACCAGCUGCUGUAAGAAAAGCCCGUUACCAAGGCUGUGUUUUUCUCACGCCUUAUCUUACAUAAUGAUUGGUAAUAAACUCAACAUGAUUCAACUUGACAUAUUUAGCAUCUUGCUGUGCAGUACAAACGCCCCCUACUGGAGGACAAAGGAUGCUGCAUGCUCUAAAAAGAGAAAUCCCACCGCCCGAUUCAACUUGGUUGCAUUUCUCAUGUAGGUCUGGUGGCCAAAGCUUGAUUGAAAGUAAAUAUUUUUUUUUUAGUGCGGACUGGAUGCUGAUGUGCUGUUUAAUAUAAAUGUGUCUUACGUGUUUACCUGUCCAUACAAGGCUCCCUGUAUAGUUGAAAUAAAUAAAUGAAGCUAUUCAGCAGUAAGAUUUUCACUCAAACAAACAGAUUAGAUAAAAACCUGUGUGGACCAUUCACCAUCUAAUGACUGGCUGCUAUUUACGACUUACAUCAAGUAUUAAAUAGGUGUUCUCUGCCCCAUAACUUAAUGCUGUCAUACAGUAAAUUCCUCUAAUAAUACAGUCCCAACCUUUCUCUCAUACCCUCAUCACCAUGUAAACAAAGCUGUUAACUGGUCAGUUCCGUGCACAGCACUAAAACCUAUUGUAUCAUAGUCUGGCUGCGUUUCUCAGCUAUACUAGACUGAUUACUCUGCAAAACAGCCGUGACAACAAACCACAUCACACCUGUUUUUGUAAGGAUGCUGGGCUAAUGGUUUUUAACAGCUCUCCUCGGACAUUCAGCUUAAAAAAACUUUCAAAUGAACUUACACUAUAAAACACGCAACAAACCGAAACAUUUAAAAAAUAGUAGGUCUAAGUGUAGGCCUACGAGUAGUCUAUUUUUAAAAAGUUAAAACGAUGUUAGUCUAUAAAGAAAUGUGACUAACC
Messenger RNA from Monopterus albus (swamp eel), 4649 nucleotides. RefSeq names its product ring finger protein 228 (gene rnf228). NCBI's taxonomy places the organism in Eukaryota, Metazoa, Chordata, Actinopteri, Synbranchiformes, Synbranchidae. The transcript has a single exon. Gene Ontology annotation, molecular function: ubiquitin protein ligase activity. The record is from RefSeq and is a predicted model, not a curated record. Gene Ontology annotation, biological process: protein ubiquitination. The coding region runs from base 847 to 1617 and encodes 256 amino acids.